CGGGCAGAAGGCAGGUGGCAGUAAAGUCACUUUUCCUCAGAUACACUGACUUUGAUCAGUGAAGAAUAAAGCACCAAACUCGGAGUUUGACUUUUCCUCCCAACGCGAAAAGCAGAGACAUGAGUGUUCGAGAGAUUGUAGAGAAUGUGAAGCUGGCCCGGGAAUAUGCUUUGCUGGGGAACUAUAUAUCAGCUAGUGUCCUCUAUCAUGGGCUGUUGGAUCAAAUCAAGAAACACAUCUACACUGUGUGUGAUGGCUCCUUCCAGCAGAGGUGGCAGCAGUUAUGGCAGGAAAUCAGUGAAGAGAGUCGCCAAGUGCAGGACAUCAGGUCGACUCUGGAGAACUUUCAGUUUGAUGCAGCAGCUGCAAAACCAGCCAAUCAUGACGACUUCGAUAAGAGGCCUGUGCAAGUGGAGCCCAGACACUCCCCUUGUCCUGUGAGGCGACCUUCUAAUCCAUAUAAAGACCACAAAGCCCCAAACAAUCGUCUGAGUGUGGCGGUCCGUGCUCAGCAGCGCCACUCCCCUCGGGGCAACGGGGACCGAAGCAGAUUCCCCAAGAGCAAAGACAAAGAUGUGAAGGAGCCUAAGGAAGGGGCUGCCAAAGCUAAAGAUGAUAAGAAUAAAGGUGAUGUCCAGGAGAAAGAAAUCAAAAAGUUUGAUGGAAGUGGAUAUGACAAAGACUUGGUGGAGGCUUUGGAGAGAGAUAUUAUAUCUCAAAAUCCAAACGUCAAAUGGGACGAUAUCGCAGAUCUUGAAGAUGCAAAAAAACUCCUGAAAGAAGCUGUUGUUCUACCCAUGUGGAUGCCAGCUUUUUUCAAAGGCAUACGGAGGCCAUGGAAGGGGGUACUCAUGGUGGGACCUCCAGGUACAGGAAAAACACUUCUGGCCAAAGCUGUUGCUACAGAAUGUAGAACCACCUUCUUCAAUGUGUCCUCUUCCACCCUCACAUCCAAGUACCGCGGCGAGUCAGAGAAACUAGUACGACUCCUCUUUGAAAUGGCUCGCUUCUACGCACCCACCACCAUCUUUAUCGAUGAGAUCGACUCAAUGUGCAGCCGCAGAGGCACGUCUGAGGAGCACGAGGCCAGCCGCAGGGUCAAGGCAGAGCUCCUGGUGCAGAUGGAUGGUGUGGGUGGAGCCUCAGAGAAUGAUGACCCAUCAAAGAUGGUGAUGGUGUUGGCAGCCACCAACUUUCCCUGGGACAUAGAUGAGGCAUUGAGGAGACGUCUUGAGAAGAGGAUCUACAUCCCUCUGCCAUCAGCUAAAGGUCGAGUGGAGCUGCUUAAGAUUAAUCUAAAGGAGCUGGAACUGUCUGGUGAUGUGGACAUGGAAAGGAUAGCAAUGCAAAUGGAGGGUUACUCUGGAGCGGACAUCACCAAUGUGUGCAGAGAUGCAUCCCUGAUGGCCAUGAGGCGCAGGAUCGAGGGCCUGUCCCCAGAGGAGAUUCGAAACAUCUCCAGAGACGAAAUGCACAUGCCCACGACCAUGGAGGACUUUGAGACCGCUCUGAAGAAAGUGUCCAAGUCUGUGUCAGCGGCUGAUCUGGAGAAGUACGAAAAGUGGAUCCAGGAGUUUGGCUCAUGCUGAUGCUUGUUUGCAGUUUCAUUGUUCACUAAGUGCACUUCAUUUUUAUUAGAAAUGUAUCAAAAACACUAAUAAAGCAGCUAUUUAAAGCACA
Boleophthalmus pectinirostris (great blue-spotted mudskipper) is the source of this 1680-nucleotide messenger RNA. RefSeq names its product katanin p60 (ATPase containing) subunit A 1 (gene katna1). The record is from RefSeq and is a predicted model, not a curated record. NCBI's taxonomy places the organism in Eukaryota, Metazoa, Chordata, Actinopteri, Gobiiformes, Gobiidae. The transcript is spliced from 11 exons. Gene Ontology annotation, biological process: microtubule severing. Gene Ontology annotation, cellular component: microtubule cytoskeleton. Gene Ontology annotation, molecular function: microtubule severing ATPase activity; ATP hydrolysis activity; microtubule binding. Bases 120 to 1589 code for a protein of 489 amino acids.